Messenger RNA from Fusarium redolens, 1233 nucleotides. RefSeq lists its product as uncharacterized. The record is from RefSeq and is a predicted model, not a curated record. The transcript has a single exon. Bases 1 to 1233 code for a protein of 410 amino acids. Lineage: Eukaryota; Fungi; Ascomycota; Sordariomycetes; Hypocreales; Nectriaceae.
AUGUCACCUGAUUCGCGACCAUUAACACCGCCUCAUCAUCCGAACUUUGGUGUGCGCAUGUCCAGUGAGAGCAUCAACCGUUUGGGGCGCCACGUACUUCCCGACGAUACCCAGAUAGACUUGGAACCUCUUCCGUCUUUGAAGUCCUUCAAUAACCGGAUCUACUAUCUCAAAUGUCAUAUAAAAGCCCAAGGAGGUGGCAAUACAGCUCGUAUUGAUGAGCUUGUUCUCAAGAUCAAUGGUCGAGGAUUUGGGCCAGAGAAGAUUCAAAAUGAGGUUUCUUGUCUACGCCUGCUGGAGCACUUUUGUCCUGAGAUCCCAGCGCCUCGUGCGGUAGCUUGGUCUCAGGAUGGAUCGACUUUCGAUACCAAAGACGCGCAGCACAGGGAGAUGAAGCUCAAUGGUAUGGAUGAGGCCCCGGGUGGUUGGAUAUUGAUGACGAGAGUUCCGGGACGGCCCAUCAACCUAUUUGCAAUCAAUGAUGACGACAAAGUUCAUCUAGCGACACAGUUGGCAGAUCAUGUUACCAACUGGCGACAAAACAUUCCUCCUCAGGUAUAUGCCGGGAAUCUCUGCUUCCAGGUUGCGAAUGAACCAAACUCUCGGCCUGAUAUCGCCCUCCCAAACGGAACGGGGCUCAUAGUCAGAGGCAUGCUAGGAGAGGAACUUUAUUCCAAAGAAGUUAUUGCUUCGCUUGCAGGCUAUUACAGGCUGAGGAUAGAGAACAAGAUAAAGACCUUGGAGACGAACGCGACGUUUGCGCCAAACAGAGGUCUCGUGCAGCCUCUGCAAACGUUCAUACGACAAGACCUCCCUACCAUUGGGGUAUUGACCACCGAGGAUGACUCCUUUGUAUUCACUCAUUACGACCUAUCCCCCCGAAACAUCCUCACAUCUGGCCAGCCCCCUCGAAUCACUGGCAUCGUGGACUUUGAGUUCUCUGGGUUCUUUCCACCGCUCGAUGAAUUCCUGAACGACUGUAUCGCCAACGAUGGUGAUUGGCCUAAAGAUAUGUACGAGACAUAUUUGGGGCGGUUGGAGAGCAAUGGUGUACUAACGCCCUUGGAAGGAAUAAAGAACGGCCAAUGGGAGCAGAUGGCAUUAUUGGAAGAGCUGGUUGGAAAGAGUGCACCUUGGUGGUUGCCUGGCGAGUUUCAAGGUCAACAGCUGGAACAAGAGUUAAACAAGGUCAUGUCACGAGUUGAGGAGAUAUUAAAGAAGUUGAGAAAGUGA